AAGUGCGGGCGUCCCUCCUCUCCAGCGACCUAGCCCGGCAUGAGGGAGUGAAGGCAGCGCAUUCGCCAGACAAGAGCGAUGGGUCUCAUCUCAGAGCUGAAGCUGGCUGUGCCCUGGGGCCACAUCGCAGCCAAAGCCUGGGGCUCCCUGCAGGGUCCUCCAGUUCUCUGCCUGCACGGCUGGCUGGACAAUGCCAACUCCUUCGACAGACUCAUCCCUCUUCUCCCGCAAGACUUUUAUUAUGUUGCCAUGGAUUUCGGAGGUCAUGGGCUCUCGUCCCAUUACAGCCCAGGUGUCCCAUAUUACCACCAGACUUUUGUGAGUGAGAUCCGAAGAGUUGUGGCAGCCUUGAAAUGGAAUCGAUUCUCCAUUCUGGGCCACAGCUUCGGUGGCAUUGUGGGCGGAAUGUUUUCCUGCAUCUUCCCCGAGAUGGUGAAUAAACUUAUCUUGCUGGACUCGCCGCUGCUUCUCCUGGAAUCGAAUGAAGUGGAGAAUACCUUGCUGACUACAAGCCGAGACUCAUAGAGGCACAUGCUGCAGGUAGAGGCCUCCCCAGGAGCCCCUCGCGUGUACUCUCAUCCUUCUGUCUCUCCCAGGUUACUGAAGAGCAAUAGCCACUUGAAUGAGGAGUGCGGGGAACUCCUCUUGCGAAGAGGAACCACAAAGGUGGCCACAGGUCUGGUUCUGAACAGAGACCAGAGGAUCUCCUGGCCUGAGAACAGCUUUGACUUCCUCAGCAGGGAGUUGUAUGCGCAUUCCAUCAGGAAGCUGCAGGCCCAUGUCCUGUUCAUCAAAGCAGUCCACGGAUAUUUUGAUGUGAGAAGAGAGAGUUACUAUAGCAAGGAGUCCCUGUCGUUCAUGAUACACAUGCUGAAGUCCACCCUCAAAGAGGUAAGGCGGGGCUCAGGCAGCUGGUGUCCGGCCACUGCCACCCACUCUGGUCCCACCUCACCCAUCUCUUCUCAUGCACUGAGAAGACCCCUGGUCUGGCCCCAGGCCCAACAAGUGACCACCAGGAUCUCUCAGGCCUCGUGCUCCACUGUGGUCAGUCCCUAGAGGCCUGGGGACACAUGUCAUCAGAAUUCAGGAAACAGAGACCUUUGGUGGGGAGAUUCUUUUAUCAUCCUCGAGUACCCACCCUCCUUCCUGGGCCAGACACAAUUAGGUGACCCAACUGCCAGAGGCAGUCCCACAGUUUUUAUUUUUUGAAACAGG
Molecule: messenger RNA, 1215 nt
Organism: Cercocebus atys (sooty mangabey)
Lineage: Eukaryota; Metazoa; Chordata; Mammalia; Primates; Cercopithecidae
Product: serine hydrolase-like protein 2
Exons: 13
Source: RefSeq, a predicted model, not a curated record